CCUUGUGGUGCGUUCAAGCGUUCUGGUGGAUGUUAGACUGUUUCGAAAAUAAAAUGUUGUAAGUGAAAAUAAUUCCCCUUCAACAAAAUUUGGAAUCAAGACACACGGAUAAAGGUUUAAGAAAACCUAUUUUCAUCGUCGUUUGAAUCCGGGAACAUUACCACCCAACUUGUCAUGCCUAGUCUCAGAUUUCUUGUGGCGCUUUUGUUUGGACUUCUAUUGGCUUUUGGUAUCCGACCGUCCUCCUCGAUGCCAAUUGAGGGAGAUAGCAAUGAUAUUGACAAAGCAGGAUCAGGUGAUGAUGCUGUAGACGAAGGUACUGAUGACGACGAUAGCGAGGACGAUGACGAAACUAUAAGUGACAAUGACGUCAAGGAAGCUCUUGCUGCUUCAAGCGGGGAACUGAUCGCUAGUGGCCAGGAAAUUAGUGACGCAGAAGCAUCUGGCAGCGAAUCAGAGUUACCUAUUGAAAAAUCAGAUAGUAAAGACAAUGAGGUGGUCCAAGGUGAUGAUGACAAAACGAAAAUCGAUUCAGAGAAACUUGCCAGCGAGCCUCAAAAGGAAGUUAAAGAAGCACAAGCAAUUGAUGAAACUUCUAAAAAAGCUGACAGUGACAGUGUUAAAGAUGAAGAAGAUGGUCAGAAGGGACAAAACGAGGAAGAACAACCUGAAACAGUCGAGGACAUUGAUGCAGAUGUGCCCCCACCACUUGAUAGUGACACGCAAAGAAGUGAUUCCGCUGCUCAAGAAAAUGAAAAUCCCCCUAUAGACGAGACCAAACAAAUGGCCGAGGCGCAGUCAAAAUAUGCUGCCGAUCAGCAACAAGAAAAAGCCUUGGCCUAUCUUGCCAAUACUCGUCAAAGUGGAGUCUUUUCCGCCCCAUCUCAAAGAGCCAUCAUAUGCAAAGACACGAUACAGAAAAUAUCUUGCCCGCCCGAACAUAGGAUAAGGGUGUUAAAUGCUGAUUUUGGUGACAUGGGUGAUGUCGGUUGCCUAAAGGAAAACAAUCCGAUGCCGGUGGGAUUCUGCCGCACUCCUGGAACUUACGAAAAGGUGAAGAAACGGUGUGAUGGUCUGGAGGGCUGUGAUUUGGCUGCGAGUAAUGACUGGUUUGGCGAUGCGUGCCCGGACGCUAACAAGUAUUUGGAUGUCAACUACGACUGCGUGAAUAAUCCGGUGCCUUACCCGGCCCCUCCUGCUGCGGGAUUUAGUCAAGCUAGUUACCAGCCCCCUCCAGCUCCGGCCGCCUAUGCCCCAGCUCCUUAUGCCCAGCCUCCCCCGGCAUAUGCCCCUGGUAUGGGAGUCCCGGAUCUCAUGUCAUCGAGUCCUUACAUGGCUCCACCAGACCCGUGUAGUCCGUGUAACACGUGUGCUCAAUGCUCGUUACCAGUCUGCAGCCCAUGUACUCACACCUGUCAACCUCUGACCUGCGCUCCUCGCAUCCCAGCUAGUUUGCAGCCUCUGUGGCAACAGUGGAAUGAAAGGACUGCAGACAUGAGUCGAAUGGAAAUGGCAGCGCUUAUUAUUUCGCCUCUUCCCAAACUUGCUGCUCCCACAAAAGCACCUGAAUCUGCGCAGGUGUCGGGUGGAGCUGAAGGCUCUGAGUCUGCGUCAGGUGAAACAACUUCUGACCUUGAUGAGGACGCUCUCUAUGAAGCUAGUAAGAGGUCUAAAAUUCAGCAGGUGAAAUCAAAACAGACAGCAAAGAAAGUAACUUUGGCAACGCAUAAAAAAGCUCAUAAGGAUGAUAGUGAGCAAGGCUUUUUGCGAAGCAGUGAUUUCUUGGUUUCGUCGGGAGAUGCAAGCAGCGGCUCAUCUUCAUGAAGUUGGAGGAUAAAAACGUUGCAAAAAAAGUUAUCCCUUUGAGUUGUAACUAGGAAUGUUGCGUGACACCUAAGUGAAACCCCGGUGCGUUACUUAAUUUUAAAGAACUAUUUUUUAAGUCAUGAAAAUAAUUCGGGAGGAAUACAGCAACUAGAAGACUACGAUUUAAGAGGUUUUUAUGAUGUCCUUGAAAAAGUGCAAGUUUGCAAUGACAACAUGAACUUAGAGUAAACACUGUUUUGGAACAGUGGUACUGACUUAGUAACAGAUUUAAUGAUUAUUUUUUUCCCUCUGAAACUUUUCGGCUCACAAUUGUUGGUAGUUUAUAGUAUUUGUAGGACUCUGCAGGAUAUUCUGUCCAGCAGUCAAUAAUAAGUGAUUCUGUUAGCAUAGUCAGUUUUAUAAGCUUUGUAUGGGCUGUCGUGUGCAAUCCAAAUAAGGAAGAAUACUUCAAAAUUUCAGUUCUGAUUAGAGAGGAUCAACUGGAGAUGUCAUUCGCGCGUCAUAAUAAUAAUAAUGAUAAUGCUCGGAUUCUCUCGUGUGUAGUGAUUCCUAAAGAUGUACAUUAACUAAUCAUGUGUCGCAAGUUGUGUUUGGAUAUUCCAUGCAGCGAUUUGUGUUUCUUCAACAAAGGAUUCAAGCGACUCCCUUGUCACGUGCAGCAUGAUCCCUAGGAGAACAGAUACCUCGAAUCUAAAAAUAACUCGAGGGAAUUAACUCUGUAAUGAGUUCUUCUUGGUCUCUUAGCCCGAUGCUCCCCUGAGGUAAUCCUCAGAGAUGAAUAGGUUUUAAUGUAUAGCUUAGUUUUGAAGUGAACAGAACUUGGCGUUACUGGUAAACGUUUGCGACAUUCUGUCAAGAUUCUUUAAAAGUCAACUUAUCAAAACGGAAAUCCAAACAGAGAAAGUGAUGCUUUUAAUUCAACAUUCCCACCCACAUUUCAAUAGAGCUCUUAGAUUUACACCAUAUAGACGUAUUUUUGUACACGAAGGUUCAGAUGUAUCGACAACGUUAACAGUAUGCUAAACUGCUGAAAUUUAGUUCAAUAUUAAAACACAAUCUACAUUUUCGUGUUGGCGAAAGUCUUGUACAUAUAGAUAAUGAGGUUAUAAAAAUGUUGGUCGGAAAACUGUAUUUUUAAUAAUAAAAAAUUAAGAAAAUGUCAA
Messenger RNA from Pocillopora damicornis (cauliflower coral), 2990 nucleotides. RefSeq lists its product as uncharacterized. Lineage: Eukaryota; Metazoa; Cnidaria; Anthozoa; Scleractinia; Pocilloporidae. The record is from RefSeq and is a predicted model, not a curated record. Gene Ontology annotation, molecular function: carbohydrate binding.